AUGGAGAGUGACGGUGGGCGAAAGGCGCUGGCAGAUGUGAACAAGGAUGGGAAGAUGGACCAACAGGAAUUUUCAAUUGCCAUGAAACUUAUCAAGUUGAAACUGCAGGGCAUUCAUUUGCCUACAGCUCUUCCACCUGUAAUGAAGCAAACACCUGUUCCCUCACCAUUAACAUCUGCACGUUUUGGAAUGGGAAGUAUGCCAAACCUGACACUUCUUCCACCCAUGCAUGUUAUGACACCCUUGAUGCCUACCUCUUCGUUGACGUCCCUUACACCCUUGGGCCUGUCCUCUCCCUUGAUGCCUUCUCUCAGCACACCAUCCUUGCCAAAUGGAACUGCCAAUCUUCUAAAGCCUUCACCCUCUCCUUUGACUGCAACACUGCCUCUUUCUGGUUCCUUAAACCAGACAUCUUUGGGUUUUGGAGGUACUGGAAUGCAAAAAGCACAGUCACUGAUUGAUUUAGGAUCAAGCAGCUCUGCAUCCUCCUCACCCGCAUCACUGACUGGAAACUCUCCAAAGACUGGACCUUCAGAAUGGGUAGUACCUCAGUCAUCUAGACUUAAAUACAGGCAGCAAUUCAACGGUCUUGAUAAGGCUAUGACUGGCUACCUCUCAGGUCCUCAAGUAAGAAAUGUUCUUCUUCAGUCAAACCUCACACAAACGCAACUAGCCACGAUCUGGAACUUGGCUGAUAUUGAUAGAGAUGGAAAAUUAAAAGCUGAUGAGUUUAUAUUAGCCAUGCACUUAACUGACAUGGCCAGGUCUGGACAACCUCUUCCACUGGUUCUGCCACCUGAGUUGGUGCCUCCAUCUUUUAGGAGUGGAAAAGGAUGUGAUCCCAUUAAUGGAACUUUGCCUUUUUACCAUGGCAAUGAUGAAGAGAAAGAACUGCAGAAGAAAAUACCAGCUACAUUUGAAGACAAAUGGAAACAGAACUAUGAAAGGGGGAACAUGGAACUGGAAAAGAGGCGCCAGGCACUACUGGAACAGCAACAGAGGGAAGCUGAAAGACUAGCACAAAAAGCUAAGGAGGAGCAAGAACGAAGGGAAAGAGAGUUACAAGAACAGGAGAGGAAAAAACAGUUGGAGUUGGAGAAGCGUCUAGAGCAGCAAAGGGAAUUGGAGAGACAAAAGGAAGAAGAAAGGAGAAAGGAAAUUGAGCGACGUGAGGCUGCAAAACAAGAACUAGAGCGCCAACGACUGCUUGAAUGGGAGAGAAUUCGUCGUCAAGAGCUCCUUAAUCAAAGGAAUAGAGAACAAGAGGAUAUUGCCAAACUGAAAGCAAAAAAGAAGAGCCUUGAACUGGAACUUGAUGCAGUGGGUGAAAAACAGCAACAGAUUACAAGCCGUGUACUUGAUUUUCGCCGCCGAAAAGAGAAGCAGAAAGUGGAGCUUGAUGCUAUUAAUCAGAAGCGUGAUGUUGGAAUGAUGGAGAUAAACAGGUUACAACAGCAGUUGCAGGAUUACCAGAGCAAGUUGAAUGAGCUGAUUCCAGAAAAGCAUGCUCUAAGUGAACGAGUUAAGGAAAUGCAGCCAAUCACUGGUCAGGACACAGAGAUUAGACAAGUGCCGUCUGAAAAGCUGCAAUUGUGCCAGAAGCUCAGAGAACAGUUGGAUGCUUUAGAAAAAGAAACAUCAGCUAAGCUUUCAGAAAUGGAUUCCUUCAGCAGCCAACUUGAGAAUGAGGAAGUGGAUGAAUCUGUCCUGCAGUGCCUUUUCUCUCUGCUAAGCUGUCUCAACAGCCUCUUCCUCUUACUCAAGGAACUUCGUAAAAGUUACACCAAGCAGCAGCUGACAUUCAAGAAAUUAAGUAAAAUCAAAGAAGAUAAAAUGAGGGAAAUUGAGAGGCGGAAGACUGAAGAACUGCAGAAAAAGAAAGAGGAGGAAGCAGCAAUAAGGAGGGCAAAACAAGAGAAAGAAAACCUGUGGAAAGAAAGAGUUAAAAAGGAGGAAGAAGAACGGCAGAAGAGAAAUCAAGAGGAACAUUUAAGGCAGGAGAAGAUAAUGGAAGAAAAGCAGAAAGCUGAGGAGGCAGCUGCCGCAAGACAGAGAAUAAUAGAAGCUCAGCAACAGAAACUUGCCGAGGAGAAGCGCCAGCGGGAGGCCGAGGAGAGACAAAAGCAAGAAGCUGAGCAGAAACUGCAGCAGGAAGAAGAAGAAAGAAAAAAAUUGGCUCAGAGCCGCAAAGAAGCAGAAGAAAGACAAAAGCGAGAAAAGGAGGACAGGCAGAAACAAGAAGAAAUCCGACGAGAAAUGGAAGAACAGCGGCAGCAACAGGAGGAAGAGCGGAAAAGGAAGGACACUGGUGAUUCCAUCUAUCAGAAUUUGGAAAAGAGAAAUUCCAAAAAACAACUGGAUGAUAAACUUUUAGUCAUGCUGAAACAGAAUGAAAAAAAUCGUCUUGAAGGAGGAAAGACUGGCAAUUCAGGACUCCGCAAAUCCAUGGCUUUGGUCGCGUUCAAAGCUUUGUAUCCAUUUGAAGCAAGAAAUGAGGAAGAACUCAGUUUUCAUGUUGGAGACAUAAUACAGGUUGAUGAAGGAUCAGUAGGUGAGCCCGGGUGGUUGUAUGGUAGUUUCCAAGGAAAGACUGGCUGGUUUCCCACAAACUAUGUUGAAAAAGUGCCUGAAAAUGAAACACUGUCACCUAAAAAGGCCUUGCUUCCCCCUACAUUUUCCCCACAAGCUACCUCUCACACUUCUAGAUCUAUGUCUCCUACUGCAAAAAAAGAAGAUGUUGAUUUCUCACAUCAGCCUUUCUCCAACCUCAGUGGGAACACGACUUGGCAAAAGUCUGCUUUUACUCCAACCAUACCACCAUUGAGUUUAUCUCCAUUACAUGGCCAGGGUCAAGUAGUAGAAAAUUUGAAAGCACAAGCACUUUGUUCCUGGACUGCAAAAAAAGACAACCAUUUGAACUUUUCCAAAGAAGACGUAAUCAAUGUUCUAGAGCAGCAGGAGAACUGGUGGUUUGGAGAAGUUCAUGGAGAAAAGGGCUGGUUUCCCAAAUCCUAUGUUAAAAUAUUGCCUGGAAAUGACAGCAAACCUGUUGAAUCUGAGCCUGUUUAUGCAGUUGUUAACAAGAAAUCUAGUUCAGUUUCGCAAAGUGCAGAAGAUUAUAUUGCACUGUAUACAUAUGACAGUUCUGAGCCUGGCGAUUUGACAUUCAGUGAAGGAGAUGUAAUUCUGGUUACACAGAGAGGUGGCGAGUGGUGGACAGGAAGUUUUGAUGGUAGAACUGGAACCUUCCCUUCAAAUUAUGUAAAGCCAAAGGAACAAGAUGAUUUCACUAAUGUCAACAAAACUGGAACACUGAAUAAAAAGCCUGAAAUUGCUCAAGUCACAUCAUCUUAUACUGCAACUGGCUCUGAGCAACUCAGCCUGGCUCCAGGACAGCUCAUAUUAAUUUUGAAGAAGAACCCCAGUGGAUGGUGGCAGGGUGAACUUCAGGCAAGAGGAAAGAAGCGUCAAAAAGGCUGGUUUCCUGCUACCCAUGUGAAGUUAUUGGGUCCAGGCAGUGGUAAAUCGACCCCUGCACCUACACCAGUUUGUCAAGUUAUAUCCAUGUAUGACUAUACUGCAGCAAACGAGGAUGAGCUGACAUUUUCCAAGGGGCAGUUUAUUAAUGUACUGAGUAAGGAUGAUCCUGAUUGGUGGCAAGGAGAGGUUAAUGGAGUAACUGGUCUUUUCCCUUCAAACUAUGUAAAGAUGACUACAGACUCUGAUCCAAGCCAGCAGUGGUGUGCUGAUCUGCUGUCACUUGAUACAAUGCUUCCAAUGGAAAGGAAGAGACAGGGAUACAUACAUGAGCUAAUUCAGACAGAGGAACGGUACAUGGAUGAUCUUCAGUUAGUUUUGGAGGUCUUUCAGAAACCAAUGGGUGAAUCCAGUGGGCUACAAGAAGCAGAAAUGAGUUUGAUCUUUGUGAACUGGAAGGAGCUGAUCAUGUCUAAUACGAAGUUACUAAAAGCUCUGCGUGUUCGCAAGAAGACUGGUGGUGAGAAGAUGCCAGUGCAGAUGAUUGGUGAUAUCCUGGCUGCAGAACUCUCCCAUCUGCAGGCGUAUAUCCGGUUCUGUAGCUGCCAGCUCAAUGGUGCAGCACUGCUGCAGCAGAAGACAGAUGAAGAGCCUGAAUUUAAGGAGUUCCUGAAGAAGUUAGCAUCGGAUUCCCGUUGUAAAGGCAUGCCUCUGUCCAGUUUUUUACUGAAGCCUAUGCAGAGAAUAACACGGUAUCCUCUCAUUAUUAAGAAUAUACUGGAUAAUACUCCUGAGAGCCAUCCUGAUCACAGUCAUCUGAAGAUGGCCUUGGAACGUGCAGAAGAGUUGUGCUCUCAAGUCAAUGAAGGUGUGCGGGAGAAAGAAAACUCUGAUCGUCUUGAGUGGCUUCAGUCUCAUGUGCAAUGUGAGGGGCUUACUGAGCAACUGGUAUUCAACUCACUGACAAACUGUCUUGGACCCCGAAAACUGCUGCACAGUGGUAAGCUGUACAAGACAAAGAGUAACAAAGAACUAUAUGGCUUCCUGUUUAACGACUUCCUUCUGCUAACCUACAUGGUCAAGCAGUUUGUUUCUUCAGGUUCUGAAAAGUUAUUCAGCCCCAAGUCAAACUCCCAGUUCAAAAUGUACAAAACGCCUGUUUUCCUGAAUGAAGUUCUUGUGAAAUUUCCAACUGAUCCUUCAGGUGAUGAGCCCGUCUUCCAUAUCUCACACAUUGAUAGGGUCUAUACUCUGAAAGCUGAAAGUGCCAAUGAAAGAACUGCUUGGGUCCAGAAGAUUAAAGCAGCUUCAGAAACAUUUAUUGAAACAGAAAAGAAGAAACGAGAGAAGCUUUAUCAAGCACGCUCACAGAAAUCAUCUGGAAUAGGACGUCUGUUGGUGAAUAUUAUUGAAGCAACAGAGUUAAAACCUUGCAAACCAAAUGGGAAGAGUAAUCCUUAUUGUGAAAUUACCAUGGGGUCUCAGUGUUUUACUACAAGAACACUGCAAGACACACUGAGUCCAAAGUGGAACUUCAGCUGCCAUUUUUUCAUUAAAGAUGUUUACCAGGAUGUCUUGUGCAUCACCGUAUUUGAAAGGGAUCAGUUUUCACCUGAUGAUUUUUUAGGUCGCACCGAGGUUCCAGUAGCAACAAUCAAAAAGGACCAAGAGACAAAGGGACCAACAACAAAACGGUUAUUGUUGCAUGAAGUAUCAACAGGAGAAGUUUGGGUUCGCCUUGACUUACAGUUGUAUGAACAGAAGACUCUUCUUUAGAAAAAAGACUUUAUAAAGAAGGAAGCCUACAGUUCACAAUGUGAUAACUACUGUCUUUAGAAUUAUAUAACUUUCAACCAAAUAGUAAAAAAACAGCAUUCUCACUGUCAUUUAACCUUUCCAUUGAAAAAGACUUUGCCACAUUAUUUCCAACAGACAAACUAUGCAAAUUUUACAGUUUUAAAGAUGGUUGUACCAAGAAACUUUGUAGUAGUGGGUUGGUUACAUGCGUUAAAGAUGCCAUUUUUUCUUCCAAGCCAAUUUUUUACACAGAUGUGUAGCACUGAUUUUUUAUAUGAAAUCAUUAGCACUUUGAAAAUUGUAUAUGUAUACAUACAUCUAUAUCUAUAUAUGUCGAUAUAUCUAUCUUUACAUAUAUUUCAGAUCUGAGGUAUGAUUGGGUUGAGGGUUUGCUUCUAACCCAUGUAUUUAGUUUGACUACUGCCCAUUAUAAUGACAACCUUCUCAGGACAUUGAGACAGUUGAAUGCAGAACUUAAGCACUUGCAGAAAAUCUCUUCUACUGUAUUUUUCUUUUUCAAAGAAAAGGUAACUUUCUGCAAGGAUAAGGGAAAGUAAGAUUAUAUUUUUUGGUGGUCUGUCUGAUAUAUUCUUAGACCAAGUUGCUUGAAUGAAGGCUACUCCUAUUUAAAACAGGGACUUUAUUAUUUUGUUUUAAGUACUAUGAUCUGUAAAAAUGAAGACUGGAUUGCUUUCUUUUAUCAGAAAAUUAUUAAGUUAAAUGCCUUUUGAAAUUGUUCAUAUUUAAAAGCAUAACUUCAGUUUUUGUUUUGCCAACAAGUAAGGAAAUUUUAGUAACUUUAUCAGGGUAAAUUGUUUUAGAGUUGUUCUGUUAUUAGAGGCAAUAGUACUGUACCGUAUCUCAUGAACAGAAAAUCAAGACAGCAGACUGCAGAAUUGUGUUAGUUAUGAACCCUCUCACAGAAGUGAGUAAUAUUGUUUCAAGGGGUAUUUUAUUUAUUUAAGAAAUGGGCAAAAAUUGAAGAAAGUGGACCUGCUGAUUAUUGCAUUGAACAUCCUGUGUUCAUGUGAUUUGUGAUAUAAAAAAUUGCACUAGGAUGUCUAAUGUUUACUUUACCUUAUUUUGUCUGCCUAAAUAUGCUGUGCAUUAAACUUUGUGAACACUAAAAGAAACCUUUAGUAUGGUGAAACUGAAGCAAGUUGGGUCUUAAAACAGUGCUUGUUAGAUAUUUACCAGCAUAAAACUAGAGAGCAGUGUUAAAAUAUUCACCUCCUGGUGCAAAUGUAUGCUCUGCAGUUUGUUUGAGACUGGGAUGUAUACUUCUAAAGGAUGCUGCUCUGUGUCAAGCAACUUAGAGUUCAAAUUCGCUAAACGAGAUCUAUUCCUGGACAUAUAUACUGAAUAAAAAAGAAUUUGACUUGUACAGAGGUUUUAUAACCUGAAAUGCAUAUAUAUUUAAAUUGUGCAUAGUAAAGGCAGUUACAGCUCUA
Molecule: messenger RNA, 6725 nt
Organism: Protopterus annectens (West African lungfish)
Lineage: Eukaryota; Metazoa; Chordata; Ceratodontiformes; Protopteridae
Gene: ITSN2
Product: intersectin 2
Exons: 37
Coding region: 1-5253 (1750 amino acids)
Biological process (GO): intracellular signal transduction; positive regulation of Rho protein signal transduction
Molecular function (GO): protein binding; calcium ion binding; guanyl-nucleotide exchange factor activity
Source: RefSeq, a predicted model, not a curated record